AUGCCUCCCAAGCAGGAUUUGAACCGCUCAGGAUGGGAGUCGACCGACAUGCCCUCGGCUUGUGAGAAGUGCCUUGGUGACAAUCCUUAUGUCCAGGUCUUGAAAGAAGAUUACGGCGCUGAAUGCAAAAUCUGCACUCGCCCAUUCACGGUAUUUCGCUGGAAGACCGACCGCACAGCCCGCCAAAAGCGAACAAACCUCUGCCUUACAUGCGCUCGACUGAAGAAUUGCUGUCAGUGCUGUAUGCUCGAUCUGAGCUUUGGACUUCCCAUCGUUGUGCGCGACGCCGCCUUGAAGAUGAUCACACCUGGACCCAACAGCGAAAUCAACAGAGAGUACUAUGCGCAAAAUCAUGAAAAAGAGAUUGAAGAGGGUAGAGGAGCUAUCGAGGCAUAUGAAAAGACGGACGAAAAGGCUAGGGAUCUGCUGCGCAGACUCGCCCAGAGCGAGCCCCACUACAAGAAGCAGAGAAGAUUAGAAGAGGAGGGCGCUGCGUCGGGACAAAAGAUGCUCGAGGAGCCUCCUUCAGAAGGUGCCAGACCUGGACCAAUUCGCACAAAAGACUCGAGGCCAGCAGGAUAUGGACCUCCGUCACGUCCCGUCAAGGGUGCAUCCAGAGCACGCCCUUUCCCCAACACAGCAACCCUGCCACCACAACCACAAGACAUUCACCCUCCGGCCGACAAGAAUGUCAUGUCGCUUUUCGUUACUGGCGUUGAGGAUGACCUUCCCGAGCACGACAUUCGCGUCUUCUUCUCACAGUUCGGAGCACUUCGAUCCCUCGUUUGUUCGCAUCGAUCACACUGCGCGUUUGUCAACUACAUGACCAGAGAUACGGCCGAGGCAGCGGCUGCUUCAUGUCAAGGAAGAGCUGUUGUGAAGGGCGUGCCACUCAGAGUGCAGUGGGGCAAGCCCAAGACAUUGGACAAUAUGGACAGGGAGGCUCGCAUGGCGAACGCAAGAGCUGGACGCGAGACGAACGCAGCAGUCAAGGCAGCUUCAGCUACAAGGCCGGCCAUUGCUGUCGGUCCCUCAUCCUCGGCAGCUGGACCAUCUGGCAGUACAGACAACUUUGAUCUGGUCGCGCCUCCGCCUGGAUCAGAGGAUGUCCAAUACGCAAGUUUGGCAGGCGAGUAG
Aureobasidium vineae is the source of this 1137-nucleotide messenger RNA. NCBI's taxonomy places the organism in Eukaryota, Fungi, Ascomycota, Dothideomycetes, Dothideales, Saccotheciaceae. The record is from the annotation of a GenBank genome assembly.